AUGUUAAUCAUUUCAACGUUACCAUACCUUGACUCCGCCCUCGACCUUAUCACCUUACUCUUCAUUUUCACCCUCCUCCUCCUCUCCCUCCUCUCUCUUUGCUUCAUCUUCCACCUCUGCUUCAAGUCCCGGACCGCCCACCACCUCCAGCACUUCAACUCUCUCUGGACCGUCCGAUUCCUCCUCGUCAUCUUCGUCAUCUUCUGGUCCUUCAACGAGCUCAUCCGCCUCCCUUCCUUCCGCCGCAGCUAUCUCUACGGCCCCUUUCCCUUCCUCUCAACCUUCUUCAAGGUCGACGGGUACAAAGAAGAAGCCCAGUUUUGCAAGGUACACGUGAGCGCCUCGCUAGGGUUCUUCCAGCCAGCUUUCUUAGGUACUCUGCUCUUUCUUGUUGAUGUUUCGAUCAAGAAGAAGACUCCAAAUGUCUCAUGGGCCAUCAUCUUCGUGCUGUCAACAUGUGUGCCAUUGCUAUUGGUCCAGAUAUUCUUCUUGUUCUCGCCGAUAGAUAAGAUGCUUUUACCGCUGCCGGCUUGUUUUACCCAGAGCUCUAUGGUGAAAAUCGACAAGUUUGGUAACAAGGUUGUGCUGUGCAAGUACCCUUUGUUGAGCACUGUGAUAUUUGGCGCCUUUGCGGUUACAUAUUUCAUGUGGUUCUUGUUCUCAUUAUGGAAGGUGCUGGCUUUGGUGAUAAACAAGGGAUUGAGGAUGCGGAUUUACGCACUUGCAGUGACUGUGUUGGUGCCGUUGCCGGUGCAGGUCAUUCUGCUGGCUGUGUCGGUCGUGUGGAAGCCGGACGAUUCGGAUUUUGCGGUCAUUUCAUUCGUGGUGUUUUUGAUCACGUUCUUCAGCUUCGCCGUGGGGCAGGGCAUUUUGGUGAUUAAACCCAUUGCCGACUCCUUGGCAGCCGGAGGUCCAUGUUGCCGUUGGAAUCCUCACGAGGAGGCGGACGGAAAAAAUAAUGACGGGAAAAAUGAUGAAGAGAAAAAUGAAAGCGUGGUCUGA
Molecule: messenger RNA, 1002 nt
Organism: Rosa rugosa (rugosa rose)
Lineage: Eukaryota; Viridiplantae; Streptophyta; Magnoliopsida; Rosales; Rosaceae
Exons: 1
Coding region: 1-1002 (333 amino acids)
Source: RefSeq, a predicted model, not a curated record